GCCUUGUCUGGUGCCUUUUGUUCUGAACUCCAGGAACCGAGUAUUCGCUGAGAAGUCGAAAAAUGAGAUCGCAGAAAGGCGAAGCUCGCAAGGGAAGCUCGAAGAGCAGGCGCCUGAGCUUCGAACGAUCCCGAGUCGCUUCAGGACGACAGAAACGGGCCUCUACAGCUGAACCUGCACCAUCUGCUGCAAGGUCACGCAAGAAGGCACCAGCAAUCAAAGCUACCACAGCGGAUGAGGGAGCGAGCAAAGACGGCGAAGUCAAGCAGAUGAGCAUCGAGCGUCCGGUUCUCCAACGCACCCGCUCUACGCCGCUACCACAGGCGCCAUCCAAGAGCGAGAGACCGCGAGUCGGAACACCUGUGACUAAAUCCGGUAGCACGGAAGACGUGGACGAGGACGGCAACGAGCUCUGGACAACGGCCAGCUCGGGAUUCGUUGAGUCUCUUGGCACGGACUCUCAGCUGACCGAACCGGACAGCGUCCCUCUGGCUGAUGGUGACGUCCAUGGACUCCACGUCAUCGUUUCUCCUUCGGGUGUCUUGCUGGAAAAGUCAGACGCCUCCUCGCCAGAAGUCGAACAGCAGUCGCCUCGCACCGUGCGGUUUCAACCGGGAGGCCGGAAACGAUCCCGAGCACGGGGGGAACUCUCCCCUCACAGCAGCACUCGAAAGGCGCGGUCGCACUUCUGCUGCGACCACCGAGUGGGCGUGCUGUGCGCAGUGCUGACAACGCUGCCGGCAGCGCUCAUCGUGGCCUACUCGCUUCGCCUGUGGACAACGGGCAGCGUCCGCUGGCAGUCCUUCUGCCUCGAGUACGACGGCGAGGCCUGCUUGGCCGCCAUGGAGGAGCUGCACGAGCUGCUCAGCCCGUCGGUGGAGCCUUGUGACAACAUGUACGCUUACACCUGCGACCGGUGGGACCGUCGCCCCGACGCACUCGCGUACAACCGAACGUACGUCGCCAGUUCCCUGUCCAAGCUGUACGAGACAGUCAACAGGACGCUCCUGUCUGGCCCGACGCUGAGACCCAACGUCUUCGGUCGCCACGUGCUCCAGGCCCUAUACACUUCGUGCUACGCGUCCCUAAGCGCUGCCAAGACCUCGCCGCUAGACGUUCCUCGCGAGCUUUCUGCGCUGCUCGUGGAAGGCGACAUGCGCAAUGGCAUGGAGCUCGCGCUCAACAUGUCGUUACAGUGGGGACUCGAGAUGCUGUGGGGAGCACGCUUGGAGCGCAACGGCUCUACACCUAGCUACGUGCAUCUCUACGCGGGUCGAUCGAUUGCCGAUAAGCUUGAAGGAAGAGGCCACGGAAUGACCGCGGACGCCGUGCGAUACCUCAAGCACGUUGUCGAUGGUCUGGGCAAGGAGCGCUUCGCAGCGAUGGUUGACUUGGCGUUGCGGGUCGACAAAGCACUGCAGUCCGAGUUGUGCUGCACGGAAGGCCUCGACAGCACCUGGGUGCAGGUGACAGACCUGGACGUGUUCAGCUGGUAUAUUAAAAGCAAUCAGUGGUGGAAUGCCUUCGUCCGCUAUCUGUGGAAAACGGAACCAGCGGAAGACUGGCAGAAGCGGCUCGUGGUAACAGGAUACAAUCAGAUUAAGGACGCUUUCGCAACGCUCGAACAUCACUCUGACGUCGCGCUGCUCUACUUGUACCUGCUGGCUUCAGCCGAGGUGCUACAGUAUGACUACCGGAAGCGCGUGCUCCAGAGCGACAGUGAGGACUCCGGUGUGGUGUACGCCUGCAUGGAAGCAACACGGCGAGUCCUCUCUCCAUCGUGGCCCUACAUCAUCGCAGAUGUCUCUGGCUACGCACACGCCACUGUCGCUGUCGGGGACAUGUACGAACAGCUCCUCUCGUUGAGCAAUGAGAGUCCCUACUCGACGUCCAUGGACAACGUGUCCCGUAUCCGCGCCAAUAGCCAGAUGAGCGUGGUGACGCUCGACGCCUUCCCUGCUUUCUUGCCUAUCAAAGGCGUAGACAUCGUAAGAUUCAGCAACGAUUUCAGACUUCAAGGCACCUUCGGUUCCGAGUACUUGCGGCUCCUCGGUAUGUCCCAGUCGGUGGUGCGCGAUAGGGAGCAGCCUGCCGGUCUGGACCGCCUCACCGAUGACCAGUCGAAAGGCGUCCUGGAAUUCUCCCUCCUCACCCGAAGCCUGGUGGUGCCGACUGCUUACACCCUUUCACCAGUUUUCUACGAACAAGACGUUCCCGAAAGCUUGAACUACGGCACGCUUGGAAGUCUAAUUGCGAAGGAGAUGUCCGAGGUGGUAGCGCCUGGCAGCCCUGCCAUCACUACAAACGCCGCGACGGAAUCGUCAGGUGAAUGGUGGACCGAAGCUUCUAGGAGGUCUCUCAACAAGACACUGCAGUGCUGGCAGCGUUUGGCCAACAGGACGGAACGGAACGGCAGCGGUGGAGGCAACAGCAGCACCGCAACGUCGGAACUGGGCCUCGUCGAGCGUUCCCUGUUCCUGUGGAGCCGCGGCGCGCGCCUGGCCUUCGACGGGAUGCGCAGGGUGGUGCAGCGUCGAGCCCUGCACUGGGCGCGCAGCGUCGGCGCAGCCCAGGAGCAGUGGCAGACGCAGCAGCGCGUCUUCUUCGCCCGCUUCUGCCUGCUCGCGUGCUCGGCGGCCUUCGACGGGAGCGGGGGCAAACGAGGCGUGCUCUCCCCGCGGCUGCGCUGCAUGCUGCCCCUGGCCAACAUGCGCGAGUUCCACGCGGCUUACAACUGCACCCACAUCAACGAGACCAGCUACUGCCCCAGCCUGUGAUCCGAGGGGCAUUUCGUUUGCGGUGCUUCGCUGGUUUCGACGGCGCUGGCUGAUUCUGUGAAACGUUUUAGGUGUAGUGUGAUCUGCUUCUGUUUGCUUUUAUUUCGCCGCGGAACUUGCGCGACGAACGUCGUGUAACUCACGCAGCAUAAACUGGGGUCGCUCGACGCCAGCCGCCAUCGUAGAUCCAUGACGUGUCUCCUUUUGGAAUAAAGAUUUCCCGCGAUUUUUUAUCUGCCCCCCUUGGUAGGAGCGUGGCAUGAAUGUCGAACGUCAUCGCCCGAAUAAUAAUUAAACAAAAUGGACUCGCUUAUAGCAAAGCUU
Messenger RNA from Dermacentor albipictus, 3101 nucleotides. RefSeq names its product endothelin-converting enzyme 2-like. NCBI's taxonomy places the organism in Eukaryota, Metazoa, Arthropoda, Arachnida, Ixodida, Ixodidae. Gene Ontology annotation, biological process: protein processing. Gene Ontology annotation, molecular function: metalloendopeptidase activity. Gene Ontology annotation, cellular component: plasma membrane. The record is from RefSeq and is a predicted model, not a curated record.